Messenger RNA from Rubroshorea leprosula, 2086 nucleotides. Lineage: Eukaryota; Viridiplantae; Streptophyta; Magnoliopsida; Malvales; Dipterocarpaceae. The record is from the annotation of a GenBank genome assembly.
AUUACAAUCGCCGAUGCCCUUUUUGGAUCCAAUCCAGCUAUUAAUCCUGAUGUUCUCACCAAGGCCUUCAUGUUAGAGCCGAAUGUUGUCAAGUACCUCCAGUCACGUUUUUGAAGCAAAAACGUUUAUCAUUGGAAGACUUGAACUAGCUAUGUUUUAUGUUUUAAUAGUUGAUUGUGUGGAUUGUCUUUGAGUGCUAUACCUCUAUUAAUUCUAUCAUUGUAUUCAAAUAAUACUCAUUACCAUGUAAUAAAGAGCUUUCUAAAAUUUCCUAAUGCCCAUGAAGUGAAAAAUAUUUUAGAAUGAAAAAAGGGAAAAUAAAACUAAGGCAUGGCAGAAGUUGGGUUUGAAUGGAAGAGGAGUGGCAAUGUAGUCACCACGGGAGUGCCAGAUGAAACAAAGAAAAGAAGUGGAUGGAUGAAGUACCUCCUGGAUAGGCCACCCUCCUCUAUAUCUGAAUACUUGACGGUUCCAUCCCUCCCCUGGCUAGCUAUGCGGAUGAUGUUAAGGAAAGUGCUACAUAAUACACGAUUGGAAGAGGACUCAGGUGAGGAUGAUGAAAUAAACUCUUUCUGGUAUGGAUUAGCUAGUGAUUCUGAGAUAAUUAAAGAAAGAACAAGCCGAGAUGCAAGGAAGAAACAGAGAAAGAAGAAGAAGAGUAAGAGGAUUAGAUCGUGCCAAGCGGUGUACAAGGAUUCCAAUCCAGCAAUGACUGUUGGGGUCCAGAAGAUGGGUCGUAGAUGGUCAAGUUUAUUAAAGGAAUUGAGAGAAAAAGUCCCUGAAUUCUACCCAAAGGACACCAACUCUGUAGCGGGGGCAUCAAUUACAGAUAGUGCUAUUGAAAACUGCAACAGAGGGUUUCAUAAUAAGGAUAGAGUCACUUCAGCUCUAGAUGCAUGGAAUCUCAUCAAGGAUAUGGGUUUGGCUGCUGAUGGGAAUGAAGAUGAAAUCAUCAAGAAGAUUGAGUUGAUGGAGCAGAGGGACAUUAAUGCUAAAAAACAAGCACUGGAAAGCAAUACGGUGAACGAUGGUGAGGAAAAAGUGCAGUUUCUAGCUUUGCGAGAGUCAAAAUUAGAACAAGUUAGUCGUCAAACUUAUAAAGCUUUAUGGGGUACAGAUGAUUUUGAAUUUGUAGCUAGGCCUUCUGUAGGUCAUUCGGGUGGAUUGAUUGGUGUUUGGGAUAACAAUAUUUUCCAGCUGAAUAGAAUUUUUAGCGGAGAACACUACUUGGGAAGGAGGCAGUUGUGGACUGAGCUAAAAACUCUAAUUACAAGUAUGAAGGGUAACUGGUGUGUGAUGGGAGAUUUUAACACCACAAAGAAUAAUCAGGAAAGAAUUGGAUGCACUAGUGUGUCAAGAAGCAUGUGGGAUUUUGCAAACUUCAUUCAUGAAUCUAGGUUGGUGGAUAUCCCUUUAAUUGGAAGAAAGUACACAUGGUACCACUCAAGCAGCAACUCUAUGAGUCGAUUAGAUCGAUUCCUGAUGACAGAGGAAUGGUUAACAAACUGGAGUGAAACAAGGCAGUGGGAUUUGAGGAGAUCACUCUCUGAUCAUUGUCCAUUGUUGUUGAGAGAUUCAAAGAUUAAUUGGGGCCAUAAGCCCUUUAAAUGCUUCAAUAGCUGGAUUGACAAGCCAGGCUUCCAUGAAAUGGUAAUAGAUACAUGGAGAACAACUAAUGUUCAAGGAUGGAAAGGCUACUGUCUUAAGGAGAAAAUCAAGCUUGUAAAGAAAAGGCUUAAGGAAUGGAGCCAGAAUGAUCGUAUGAGGCUGGAUCAGAGCAUUGCUGAAAGCAAAGAUAAAAUUGAAGCACUUGAUUUAAAAUGUGAACAAGGGACUCUUUCAAGGUAGGAAGCAAGUGACAGGAAAAUUGAAUUUUACAAUCUUUGGAGUAACUUGAAGACCAGGGAAGGGCAAUGGAGACAGAAAGCUAGGAAACAAUGGUUGAGAGAAGGAGACGCAAAUUCCAAAUUCUACCACAAAUGUAUUAGCAGCAGACAACACAGGAAAGAGAUUGUCAAUAUCCAGGUAAAUGGGAAGAAGUUAGAAGAUGUUGAUAAUAUCAAAAAUAGCAUAUCAAAGUACUUUG